GAAGGCGACUGGUUACGGCCUUGAUGAUUUGAUUUCAGACUUCUUCAGUGCGAUUUGGCAGCACAUAAUUCAUGAUAUCGAUCGCCACAUCAGUGUGGGCAAACAGCAGUUGAGGAUUGCUGUUACUGUUCCCGCCCUUUGGUCGGACUGUGCACGUCAAAGGUUGAUGGCUGGGGUCAAAGCAGGCAUUCGCGGCCACAGCCUCUACAGCCAGACGGAUGUCACUCUACUUGACGAACCCGACGCAGCAGCAACCUGUUUACUCUAUGAAGGUGGGCUAUCGCCUGGAAUUGAGGUCGACGACGCUUUCAUAUUAUGCGAUUGCGGCGGGGGGAUGGUUGAUAUAACUGCUUAUGUCAAAGUUACUGCAUCAUCGCCGGCUAAAAUCCAGAUGAUAACACAGGGAGAAGGCAAGCUUUGCGGAGGGUUUCUAGUCGAUACGAGCUUUGAUAACUGGAUCAAACGCAAGUUUCCGCGUACCAGCACAGCAGACAGUGAAUUUUGGGAUUCUUUGAAACGUCAAUGGGAGUAUACAGUUAAGAGGACGUUCAGCGGCAGUGAUCUUCACGAGCCUCUCGCUAUCAACUCGCCCGCCGAUUAUCCUGGGAACAGCAUCCAGAUUCCAAAACACUCUGUUACUCAGUUCUUCGCGAAGACUUACUCUGGGGUUAGACAACUCAUCAAUGAACAUAUGAAGGCGGUCGAGCAAGGACACGGGAAGAUACCAAAGAAAGUGUUCCUUGUUGGGGGUCUCGGCGCUUCUCCCUACCUAUAUUCACAACUGCAGAACCAAUUUCAGAACGUUUCACAACCUUCCCAUCCACCGUCGGCAGUGGUGACAGGUGCGGUUAUCAUGCUUUUGAACCGUCGAUUCGCCAUAGUCUCCAAAAAGUUCAUGAAGGCAACAAAGCCAAGAGGACUUGCGUUAGGGGCAAAGACAUUCUUGCAGCCCUCGCAGACAAAUUCUAUCCAAGUCUUGUCUCAUGAGUCGUCAGACAACGGCGGCGACCCGAUUGAUGCAACUUCAACAGCUAACUGCUGGCCUAACGCUGUCGAUUUGUCAAGUUCUACUACUUCUAGCUCCGAGGAUCCUCGCCUGGAAUUAUCAAACAUUCUGGGCAAGCAAAUUAUGCUGUUACGGAAUGAAAACAAAGGGCUGAGACUAGAGCUUGAGCGCAUGGCGGGGAAAAAAAGAAUAGAAAAGGAAUACCAGCCUCAGGCGGGCGACGAUCAUCGACGGACGAAUGCCUCUACCACUCUGAAGUAUCCUCCCAGUUCCUAUCCUCUUGCUUUAACAGUUGUUCCACGGCCGUCGAGGGCAGCCUGGCCCGCCUACUAUGAGGUAUCAUGGCCAAGGCGAAACCGUGCUCAAAAGUACAUCGCGAUCGGAAUUGACUUCGGAACAAUUUACACGAAAGUUUCGUGGGCCUUCUCUGUUCACGCAGAUAUUAUCCAUGAUGUGACAGGCUGGCCCUCCAUCGUCCCCAGCCUGCAUGAGGUGGAGGUUCCCACUCAACUCGACCCCGGGACGGGUAACUGGGGUUAUAUGAUUCCCGAUAACCACGAUCGGAUUCGCUGGUUGAAGCUGCUGCUGCUCAACGAUGAAGACGCCAAGGAAUAUCACGACUCACAGUAUCUGGAACGGGCGCGCCAACAACUGAAGGGGGUUCCAGGAUACGCGGGAGACGGCGUGAUUAAGCUCGUUGCGAGAUUUCUCAGGGAAAUAUGACAUCACACACUGGAAGAUAUCAGACGUGAGAUUAGUAUCGAUACGUUGCCUUUAAAGGUUUGCCUAGCUGUGCCCGCUAUCUGGCCGGCAUAUGCGCGAGAAAG
This is a messenger RNA of Neurospora tetraspora, 1833 nucleotides long. RefSeq lists its product as uncharacterized. Bases 167 to 1729 code for a protein of 520 amino acids. The transcript is spliced from 7 exons. Lineage: Eukaryota; Fungi; Ascomycota; Sordariomycetes; Sordariales; Sordariaceae. The record is from RefSeq and is a predicted model, not a curated record.